Molecule: messenger RNA, 2855 nt
Organism: Dreissena polymorpha
Lineage: Eukaryota; Metazoa; Mollusca; Bivalvia; Myida; Dreissenidae
Exons: 3
Coding region: 1277-1999 (240 amino acids)
Source: RefSeq, a predicted model, not a curated record
CGUCAAAUAAUGUGAAAUUAGUCGGUAAAGGAUGUAUCCCAUAUAAAUUUAACCACGUCUAGUGUUUAUUACCACUGUUAAAAUUAGUUUGGCUCUCGAUUCAUGAGUAUAUGCGAUAAUUGGAAUUUUCACCCGGAAGUUGUCAAAAAUGUCGUUUGGUUUUGAUACAAUGAUAGUUUAUGUUAUGUGAAGUUUUCAUAAGAAUGAUGAGCCAAACUAGUGAAAUGUAUUCCCAAGAAUCUACAAUUCCAUACGAAUUGUCACAGACUGAUGACGUAUUUUUUAAUGAACUUGCACAAGUUUAUGAGUUAUACCACAUUGGCCAUGAAUCUUUUGCAAAAUCAAAUGAUAACUUGACAGUUUUCCAAUCCAAUUUUGUACAGGUUGAAACUUGUGAUGUAGAUUUGGGAAAUCAUGCAAGUAUUUCAUUUGAAGAUGUUGAUGAUCAUUUUGAUGAUUAUGAUGGUGAUACAUGUGAUCAGGUUGAUUGCUUACUUUAUGAUGACCACAUUAAUUGUGGCGAAUCCGAGUCUGACCAAAUACAAAUGGAUCACAAACAGAAUGACAUUAGAAAAGAAGAUCAAAAAGAAGCAGAAAUUAUUUCAAAUUUCACGCGUGAAACAUGCCAGUGUAGUGUCUUUUAUGGAAGUAAACCAUGUUCAACAAUAGUUGGUGUUGAUAAUCUGCUAGAAAAUAGGACCCAAUGCCAGGAACUGUCUUCAAGAAAAAAAGAACUUGUAGUUAAAUCCCAACUUUGUACCCAAAGAAAAAAUAGUACUUUUACAUCUGAAAACAAAAAAAUCUAAAAAGUUGCGAACGAGACCGUCUCAGAAAUAUUUUUUCCAUGGUCAGCAAAUUUGUAAGAAAACUUUCUGUUUUGCAUUUGCAAUUUCUCAGUCAACUUUGAAAAGAAUGAGUAAGUCUUAUGACAUGUAUGGCCUGAGUGUCAAUGAACAUGGUAAUUGCAAAACAACACCUGCCCAUGCACUUUCAUUCGACGAUACUACAAGAAUAAAAAAAUUCAUUGAAGAAUAUGCAAAUAAAAAUGCAUUACCUUUGCCCGGACGACUGCCUAAUUGUCCAAAGCAGACAGUUUUGCUUCUUCCAUGUGACAAAAAUGUAACUGACAUUUAUGACUUAUACAUGAAGAGUGCAAAGGAAGCAAACUAUAGAGUUGUGUCUUUAAAAACAUUUAGAAACAAAUGGAAUUCAUUAUGCACCCACAUUGCAGUAGCUACACCAGCGACAGAUUUGUGUGUAAAAAUGUCAAAAAUUCAUGGGCAAAUUAAAAACCAAUGCUCAUCUGUCAGAUGAAGAAAGGCACAAUGUACUAAGUGACUAUACAUGUCAUGUUCAAAAGGCCAACCGGCAACGCCAACUUUUCAAGGACCCGGUUCUUUGUAGUAAAGCUGUGUGCAGUACUACAGAUGUCACUGAAGGUGCAGAACCAUGUUCACUAGAUGCCACACUUCACUACUCAUGGGAUUUUGCCCAGUGUGUACACUACCCUCAUCACGCCAUGCAAGUGGGGCCAAUCUACUUUGCGACACCAAGAAAGUGCCAUGUGUUUGGGAUGUGCGCUGAAGGAACAGGUCUGCAUGAGUCUGUUUUCUUGAGUAUGAUGCUACCGGGACAUACCAAAUUCACGCCAGAUUGGCACUUUGGUGUGUGGAAAAUAAAAUGGCGCCAAUCAGAUGCUGAAUGUAUGGAGGACAUUGCUUACACAGUUAAAGCAUCUUCUAGGUCCGGGCAUAACAUUCCGCAACGCGUAAAUGAUCCAUCUAGACCGGUGGUGUUUUUGAACUGGAAGACAUUUUUAGAAAACUAUUUCAAACUUUUAAAAAACAUCACAAAAUACUACCACUUUCGUUGCACUGCGGAUGAGCCAGGGUUUCUCAUUUGUCGAGAGUUCUGUGACUCGGAGGAAGUUAGAUUUAAUCUUCUUAAGGCAAGACCCGAGGCAGGCUGCCUUCCAACAGUUAAGUUUAUCCCCCUCUAGAUCAUCUGAGGCAGUGGUAUCUUUACGAGAAAAUUGCACCGUUCUUUAUCAAUGAAGUUGCCAGAGACAUUGUGUGUCCCAAACCAUCUAUUCCAAAGUAAAAAAUGUGAGAGCUUGUUAUCCUAUUAACAAUUGUUCAUUUUCUCAAAUUGUUGUUCUUGCAUUAUACUUAUGAUAAACUGUUUUCUGAUUAGUAUUCAUGACUACGACAUUUACAUGGUAUUGUUAUUUGUAUGACAAUUAGCUGAAUAUCUUAUUAAUAGUGUGUUUCUUUUAUUGAAAGUGACAUAGCAAUCAAUAAUCAAAAAUAGUUUAUGGGCAUAUAUAAGCUGAACUGAGAUUUAUAAUUAAUUAACAACUCACUCAGUGAUUUCACUAUAAAAUAUUCUGUACAGUAUGAUUAUUACAUUGUAUAAUAUGACUGGCAUGUGUUCAAAGAUAACUUAAACUGUUGUAGUUUGUAUUGACAUCAAAAUGUGUGAUGUAAACAUAUGUGUUCAUAUUAUGUAUCUAUUAUAUUUUACAAGUAAACGAACAUAUUUUGUUGUGUAAAGUUUAAUCUAUGGUGACGUUUACCAUUGAAUAUUGAUGUGCUUAUUGCUGUAAUUUUCUUUUAUUUGAAAAUCAUGUUUUUGGACCUCUAUAUAUGAAAUGGGUUGAUAUUAUUUUCUAUCUACGUUUAUGGUCAAUUUCAUUGUUGAUAACAGGUACAAAUGAAAUUGAUAAUUUACUGUUUCCAUAGCAACUGUUAACUUAAUUUAAAAAAAUCUAAUUAAUUGUGUAUCAAUCUUUGAAUAAAAUACAAUUGCUAAAUAAACCAUGUAUGGCAGUAUAGAUGCUUAACAAAAAUUCAAAA